AUGUCUGUCCGCUUUGUCAGAGCGGACGUUCUUCGUGUUCAUCAGCGGCAGCAUGACGAGCGGCGGUCCACGACUCGGCAGCAGUCAUCUACGGGUCAAUCGUCCGAAUCGCAUAGUCCCGCUCAAAACACUCUCUCGAGCGAUCUUCAGCCUCCGUUGGAGCCAUCCUCCGCCUCUACGCCCUCGGCACUUCCUCCCACACCCCAAGAGCUAGCCCUCCAGGCCUGGCCAGAUUUCGUUAGCCAAAUGGCGUCCGCGCCGUUUGCCGAGCUCAAUACGCAAGGGUUCGUCCCGGCGGUGCCAGCUCCAUCGACAUCCGCAAUGGAUCAGCCCGCAGUGUUCAAUUCGCUCUUCACGGACUUCAACUUUUGGGUGACGGACGAGUGGUCGAUGGCGCCGCUUGGGGGUACUUCCAUGGGUACGAGCGAUGUGCCGGACUGGCUGGAAGCCUUCACUUCUGGCGGGAUGCAGCCGUCAGUCGUAUACGGAACACCCACCUCGACACUAAUGACCACACUCGGCGAGACGACACGCCUCGAGGUCAUCCAGUAUUUGUCGUAUACAAGUCCAGACAGCCCCCUCUUCACGACCGCCGCGCUGGAAUCGUACAUUCAGCUAUACUGGGACGUCUUUGACCCGCGCUACCCGAUAUUGCACCGAGCAACAACGACGCCAGCUGGCAUUCCGACUUGCUUGCUGUGUGCGAUGAUCAUCCUCGGCGCUAGCAUGUCGCCAGAUGAGGCGGUCUUUGAAAUGGCUCAGCAGCUGAACAAGAGGCUACGCGGCUUGCUCAUAUUGAAUGACCUGAACGAAAGUCCCACGCCGCUCGCCCCAUUCCAGGCGCUCGUCCUCACCGGUAUAGCGGGCUUCAGCAUGGACAAGGAGCAACGGGAGCUAGCGCACUCUUUUACCAGCUUGGAGCUUACCCUCGCCCGCCGUGCUGGAUUCUUCCUACCUCACGCAACACCGUCAGCAAGCGACCUGCGACAAGAGUGGGAAAUGUGGGUCGCCUCCGAGUCUCGGCGAAGACUAGGCUUCACUAUCCUCAUGCGCGAUAUGGACCACGGGAGCUUCUUCAACCAGCUCCCUUCCCGCGCGCUGUCCCCAUUCCAGGUGCAUGCCCAGAUCCCUUGCAAAGACUCGGUGUGGACCGCGAGCGAUCCGCGGGCCUGGAAAGACCUCUCCUCGCCUGGGAGCUCGGCUAUCGGCUUUUCGGCAUGUCUCAAGGCGUGUCUUGUACCGAGCGAGGAGGAGGGCAUGUCGGACAUGGAGAUGAUCAGUGAACUUUCAAUAGAUGCGGGGUUUGCGCGGUCGGUUAUUCUGCGGGGAUUAAUGGCAGUGGGAUGGGAUCUAAAUCGGCGCAAUCUUGUCGCUCGUGAGACUGCACAAUCUACCAAUCUCACGCAUACUCUCAACGACUGCAUGGAGACCUUCCUCUUACAAUCGCGCGUCGAUACGGCGCUGUUUACCCCGCAACUCGUCAUCACCCGCUACUUUAUCGUUCUCGCCCUGCUUGAUCUCAACGCAGACUGCCAAGCCAUCCAGGUCUUCUCCGGCAUCUCCGAGAGUUUCAGCCAGCAAGUCAAACCAGAAGACUACUCGCGUGCCAGCCGGACCGUCAAGCUUUGGGCGAAACAACCCAAUGCACUCGCUGCUGUUCGCUAUGCAGCCGACUACCUUUUGCAGGAGAUUGAGGUGCCUAGCGCUCAUUGGCCACAUGACGUCCUGCAAGGCUGGGCGCUGUACCAAUCUUACCUGGUGUUGUGGUCUUUCCACGUCACACGUCGGCUCGAAAGAGAACCAGGGGCGGGACCGCCCUCCUCCAUCGCUAGCAACGACAGUCCCGCUGCUGCAUGCUGCCGGUCUUUCCUCAGGAUGCCGCCGCAGCCGUCGAACGAGUCAGUAGCGGCCAUGCUGCCGACGGACGGACAGAUCACGGCGCUGGGAAUGUACGUCAAGGGGCGGAUCUGCACUUCUAGGUCUUACACAGUCCAACAGUGCGGAGCGGUCAUUGGGCGACUGGUCGGUAUUUGA
Dioszegia hungarica is the source of this 2034-nucleotide messenger RNA. Its product is annotated as fungal-specific transcription factor domain-containing protein. Gene Ontology annotation, cellular component: chromatin. The coding region runs from base 1 to 2034 and encodes 677 amino acids. Gene Ontology annotation, molecular function: DNA-binding transcription factor activity, RNA polymerase II-specific; zinc ion binding; RNA polymerase II cis-regulatory region sequence-specific DNA binding. Gene Ontology annotation, biological process: DNA-templated transcription; regulation of transcription by RNA polymerase II. The transcript is spliced from 14 exons. Lineage: Eukaryota; Fungi; Basidiomycota; Tremellomycetes; Tremellales; Bulleribasidiaceae. The record is from RefSeq and is a predicted model, not a curated record.